Molecule: messenger RNA, 856 nt
Organism: Linum tenue
Lineage: Eukaryota; Viridiplantae; Streptophyta; Magnoliopsida; Malpighiales; Linaceae
Source: the annotation of a GenBank genome assembly
AUUUCUUAACUUUUUCAUAAAUCCCCUAAAAAAACAAUUCAAGCGAACAGCAGUCACCGGCCAAAUCCCCCUUAAACUCUUGAAAACACACAGCGGCGGCGUCUCUGUCUGGUAUCUACUCAACAGAGACUGGAUGUCGUGGGUAAUAUCUGCCUGUGCCUUUCCACCGGCAGCCUCGCCGGUGAUGUCUGCUGACUUGUCGCCGCAUACCUCAGCUGGCCGGCUCAAACCCAUUUCCCUCUCCUGGUUUUCUGCUUUGCCCACCCUGAAAUUGUCCGUCACUAACGACUCACCGGUACACCCUUCGCCUUCCUCCAAUAACAAGAAUUCAUGCAGUCCUUUCGUUCGAGCUGCGUGGACGAGGAGAUCUCGUGGUGAGCUGGCAAAGCAACCAAACAAGAAGUCAUGGAAACAGAGGACUGACAUGUACAUGAGGCCCUUCUUGCUGAACGUGUUCUUUUCAAAGAGAUUUGUCCACGCCAAAGUGAUGCACCGGGGGACAAGCAAAGUAAUAUCUGUUGCCACCACCAACUCCAAGGACCUUAGGAACAGUUUGCCCUCCCUCACAGAUCACCAUGCCUGUAGACUUAUUGGCGAGCUCAUAGCAGAGAGAUCAAAAGAAGCCGAUGUAUAUGUAAUGUCAUAUGAACCGAGAAAGAACGAGAGGAUUGAGGGCAAGCUGGGGAUUGUUAUCGAUGCCAUUAAAGAGAACGGUAUCAUUUUUGUUUAACCUGGUGAUUGGUAGUGAUAUGCAGAACAUCAGAUGCUCUUUGUUAUAUUGUCAAAUCUCUUUAACGUGUCUCAGGGUAUUUCAUGCAGCAUAUACGUUUAUCCGUUUCUGUGAUAACUGUUGGAU